UUGUGAAAAGGACAUACAGAUACGGAAGAAUAUUUACAAUUAUUUUGUAUAUUCAAUAUAAUUUAUUCUUCAAAAUAUAAUUCAAUACUGGAAAAUUUACAAUUAUAGUAAGAAAUAUACGACGUGUGUAUUUUACUGUAUUUCAUCGUAAUAUGUAAUUCUUUUUAAUUGUACAUGGACAAAUAUCACAAAUAAGGAAAGAAGUAUAUCAAUAUCAUGGAUACUGUAAGUUAUGGAAGAGACGAUGAAGGGAUUUCACUUAACACCGUUAAAGAAAAGGUGAAUGCAAAAGCAGGCUUAUCACCAGGUAUGCAUACUUUGAGCUAUGCUGAAAAAUGCCAGAGAACGAGAAAGCAUGUUGAUGAGAAGAUGAAGCUCCCUUCAUCUAAGAGACGGCGUUUGGAGCUAAAACAAGAACGGGCAGUUAAUCAGGGUGCUCAAGAGGUGUUACAAGGAGUUUCAUAUCAGUCAGGGGUUGGUCCUGAUUGUGAAGCAGAUAUCGAAGCAAUCCCAUCACCUGUCGCUAAAGGUGAAUUCAAACCUGUUUAUUUGAAACAACCAGCAUUCGUGACAUUUGAUUUGGAAACAACAGACCUCAUGCGAGGACAACACUUACCACAGAUUACUCAGAUAGCUGCGACCGAUCUUAAUGGAAGCCGUAAAUUUUCCCAGUAUGUAUUACCAACGGUACAGAUCGCACCUGGGGCUCGGCAGGUCACAGGUCUUACUGUUAGAGGAGGUAUUCUUCUCCGUAAAGGCCAGCCAGUGGAGGCAACGGACAUCAAAACUGCUUUGGAGCGGUUUUGUGCCUGGCUGAAUAAAAUGCAUAACACUGUGUUAAUAGCUCAUAAUGGAAGGAAAUUUGAUUUCCCUAUACUUGUGCAUCAUUUGAAAUCUACUGGUACAUAUGACAAAUUCACAGAGUUCUGUAAAGGUUUUGUUGACUCAUUAGAAGUUUUUAGAAAAGUUUUGCCGGACAGAGAAUCCUAUAAGCAGGUGGACCUAGUGAAUGAAAUAAUGAACACUGCAUAUGGUGCCCAUGAUGCCGUUGAAGAUGCAGUUGCUUUAGGCAAAUUAGUGAAAUAUUUGGAAAUUCAGCCCAAUAACGUAUUGAAUCACAGUUUUAGUGUAAACUCGAUAUACAAUAAUAUGUCAUAACAGGGAAUAUGCAAAAAACCUUACAACACUGUCCGUAUUUAGUAUAUAGUCCGUAUAUAGCCAAGUGUGUAAAGCACCUACUGCUGAAAACAUCGCCGGGUCAGGGUUGCAGCUACGGCAUUUAGAACUUAUUUACAUGGUGAAGAUGGCUUAAUCAUGGUGAAGAUGGCUUGAUAAACAUCUUUAUCAUAAAAAAAACUGUGGUUAAAAACCACGUGUAACUAGUGUUAAACGCAUUCUUGAAUCUGUUAUUCCAAAAUUAGUAGAGUUUUUUUUCAAAAGAAAUGAACUUGAUAAGUUCCAAUAUGUAAUUGCUAUUGAUAUUAUUUUGACCCUGAAAAUUUAAUAAGGCUAAAUUCAGUGCUAAGGUUUGAUUCAUUUUUUUUUUGUAAUUGAAACAUCACAUGAUAUAAAUGCUGGUGAUUCAUUGAUUACAUUUUAUAAACUGUUACAUAAAUGUGUUUAUGAUAAGAUGUGAUUUGAUUUUCAUGUGAAAUAGCCAUUAUAUAUUUAUAUGCUACUCAAUUAUAUCAUAGUUUGACUAUUUUUGCUUAAAUAUUUCAUAAGAAAAAUGUGAACUCAUAGUCACAUUAACAUCAAAUUAAGUUUAUUUUUUCAAAGUCAAUGUGCUUAGUCAUUAGUAAUAAAAGAAUCUAACGCAACAUGAAAUAUGAUAUUAAAACAUUAACUUAUCUAAGAAAAGAUUUUAGGCUGGUUUUAUAGAAAACUUCUUAAACUUAUUGUAGAAUAUUGAUGUUAUAUGACAUUUCUUGUGAGAUCCUAUAUACAAAAUUUAUUAAUGACUUACAUGUUUUGUAUAUUUUUGAAGCAGAUUUUUUAAUGUAAUAAGAGUUAAAAAGACAGUUUAAUGUAUUUACCUAAAAUGCACAGUUUUUGCUGAUGAUCAUGUCCGAUUAAGGCUUCGAACCAAUACUUCAUGUGCAUAAUGUAAACAUUGCGGCUUAUGGUUUCAUUGAUCUUAAAUGUUACUUCAUUUUAUUAUCAAUUGGUCUUAUUUAAUAAUUUUUAAUGAGUCUAAAACAGAAAUAUUAAUGUAAUGUUACAAAUGGUAAACAUGUACAUUCAUUUUUAUCCACUCUGUCCAUAUUAAAGUAUAUCCAAAUUAUUGAAUCUGAAUAUCAUUUUGUUUUUGCUGUUAAAAUCGUUUCGUAUUUUCAAUAAAGGAAUGUAUUCAUAAAAUGUACAAACAGGAAAAUUUGUAUUAAAUAGACUACAAAUUAUAUCAUCAUUUAUGAAAAUGCUUUAUACAUGGAGUUAUGCUGUGUACAUACAUAUGUAUAACAAAAUAAUGCUAUUUGAAAAUGGGUGUUCUUUUACAAGCAUGUGUUAACGGUUAACGCUACAUGUUAAAAACGACUGUUUUUUGGACUGUUUAGAGUUUAAAUGUCUUUUUUAUCAUUGAUGAUUCGUGCCAUAUUUUUCUCAAUUUGAACAUCAAUUAGAGCUGUCCUGUCUUAAAUAUGUUUUUAAAAUCCUACAUGAGAUAAUAAAAUACAAUGUAUAUAGUACAUGCAUAUAUCCGAUGUUGUAACCGAUAAAAUUAUGAUAAACUUAAACGGUUUAUUUGUUUUAUACAUGCAAAUUUGUAGUAAUUGUUUGUUUUAUUGAUAACAAACUAAACAGUAAAGAAUACAUUCCUAGUUUUCAUUUGCAUGUUAAAAAAGAUCAAUAUUUCCAUAUGAAUUUCAUUAACGCUAAGUGAUCACUCCUUGCCAUACCGAAAGUAAUUACCCUAUGCCAGACCGAAAGUAAUUACACUUUGCCACACCGAAAGUAAUUACCCUUUGCCCGACCGAAAGUCAUUACCCCUUGCCAGGCCGAAAGUAAU
Ruditapes philippinarum (Manila clam) is the source of this 3007-nucleotide messenger RNA. RefSeq lists its product as uncharacterized. Bases 217 to 1158 code for a protein of 313 amino acids. Gene Ontology annotation, biological process: DNA catabolic process. Lineage: Eukaryota; Metazoa; Mollusca; Bivalvia; Venerida; Veneridae. The record is from RefSeq and is a predicted model, not a curated record. Gene Ontology annotation, cellular component: cytoplasm. The transcript has 4 exons. Gene Ontology annotation, molecular function: nucleic acid binding; 3'-5'-DNA exonuclease activity.